CAGUUUUUACGUGACGCGCGUGCACAGGAAGUCGUUUGUAACCGGGAGCUGUUAGCUUAGCAUGCUAACUGUCCGAGUGGUUAGGUUACUUUAUUAGCUAGCUAGCUUCAUGCUAAUAUGGAUUCAGCGGAAAUGAACAUAAUGAAGCUUUUUUUUGUACAUUUUUAAUUAGUUUAAGCCUUUAACCCGGGUCACGUUUCAGUUAAGCGAGUGCGUGUGUUCCAAACAGCUCUCUCCUGCCUGUACAGCUGCACUCCACACGCUGUGUUAGCACGCACAUCACACACUCUUAUCUAGUGCACUAGUCUCUGAGCACGGCGGGGUUUGGAACGGAGCCGGAGCUGAUCUGAGAGUCGCUAAACCGCGGUGUGACGACACAUGGCUUUGCGGCAGAUCCUGUUUUCACUCUGGCCACGCGGGAGCCGAUUAUCACGACCAGUUAUUGUGUUUAGAUCCUUCAGUUUUACAAAAGCAAACUAUCAUGAAACAAAAACUGACUCAACGGAUGAUAAAACGGACACUUCGUCUGUUUCUUCAGGUUCUGAGAACAAGUCAUUGUUGGAGAACCUCAGCGUGCUCGGCGUGGACCUGCAGAUGGCGCGGCGCAGACAACCCGGCGUUUUCCGCAAAAUCCAAACAAACGAGCAAGGAUUGAUUUAUUUCCUUGAACAUAAAGGUGCGAGCCGUGAUAUCAUCGCCAGCAUAAUCUCCCGUUUUCCACGAGCCAUAACGAGAUCGGAGGAACACCUGGAGGAGCGCUGGCGUCUGUGGCGCGGCAUCUUCAACAGCGAUGCCGAGGUUGUCAAGAUCCUAAACCGUUCUCCAGAGUCGUUCUUCCGCUCAAGCGAUAACGGCAACCUGGAGAAGAACAUACAUUACCUGAGUUCAUUGGGGAUAAAGCCUAAAGAUCUUCACCGUCUUCUAACCAUGGCACCGAGGAUCUUCUCGAACUCUUUGGCUCUGAACCGGAUGAUGGUGGAGCUCCUGGAGAAUGUGUGCAUGAGCCUUGGCGGUAUCGACAGUGAAAAGUUCGCCCGCACCGUCAUUUCCAGGAACGUGUAUAUCCUGAUUCGGAGCACGAAGCGCGUCAGUUCCAACAUCCAGUUCCUCUUGAGUGUGCUGGAGCUCAGUAACGAGGAGGCGCUCAAGCUUCUGCAGAGUCACGGCGCCAAAAUCCUCGACCUGUCGCAUGAGAGUAUGAAGGCCAACUUCAGAAACCUGCAGCUGAAGCUCAAGUCUCUGGGUUGCAGCGAGGUGCAAGUGAGGGAGCUCAUUCUGAACUACGCUCCCAUACUCUUCGUCUCCUCAGACACGUUGAACCAGAAGCUGGACUGCCUGAUCGAAAAUGGGAUCGACAUCAGAAGCAUCAUAGAGAAGCCAAAAGUGCUGGACUACAGCGUCGCCACUCUAAAGCAGCGUCUGCACGAGCUGAACCAACUCGGUUAUGACUUCAGUGUGAACGGAAUCAGCGUCCUGGAUUUGAGCAACAAGCGUUUUAAAGCAAAAAUGGAGAAACUACUAGAACUUGGGGUGUAAGAGGGUGUCAGAUGACUAGGGCUUUAAAAACCUGGGGGUCCCAAGAGUGAGCCUUGAGGCACGACCUGGGAUUCUCACACUUAGCCACCAUGUCUAGUAGAUGGUUUUGAAUUUGCUCAAGUGCUAAGCAGGUUUGCUAGCAUGCAUUUGUGAUUAUUGAUGGUUCUCCAAGGGGGCCAGUGAUCUGCCAGGUAUGGUAUACUAUAGAGCCAAAAGUAUGUCAUUAUCCAUAUUAGGUUCUUCUGUUACCACAAAUUACAAGAACCAAGAGACCUGACCACUUAUCCAGCAUGACCAUGCCUCUGUGAGAUCCACAAAGUCUGGUGUGUCAAAGUUGGAAGAAUAUGGAAGAACUCAAGUAUUACACAGAAACCUGAGAUGGAACUCAACCCCCCACUGACUUUGGAAUGAACUGGAGCCUCUUCAAUAUCACGACUAAUGCCUCCUGUAGAGUGUGUGAAUAAACACGUAUAUUGAAAAACCUUCGCAAAAGAGAAGAGUAAAUCUGAAACGGGAUGUUCUUCAAGAACAAUCAGACUACUUGUAUCCUUAUUGUUAACAUUGUUCAGGUAAUUUUUGUUUGAAAACACGUUUAUCCAUCAUGUUCCUACAUCCAGCUCCAGCGCAGGUUGAGCUCUUAUGGAAGAAGAAGAGGAACAUCUCUCAAGAAUUUAAAUACAUUUUAUUUAUAUACAUUAAAAAUGUAUACGUACAAUAAGUUAUCGGACUGACAUGGCAUCAGGGAGUUGUGUGACCUGGAAGGAGGUUAAUUAGAGCUAGAAUGCUAGCUCAUGUGCCUGAAUUAUCAGGAAAUUGUGAUUUAUAUUAGGAAAUUUUUAUGUUUAAUUAUAUUUAUGGAAUAUUUUUCUGUGGCGUUUAAGAAGUAAACAUACUGAGUACUAAGUGAAACAACACUGAAGGAUAUAAUGUAAAGUAUUAAAUUGUCUUGGAAUUAAAGUUAUU
Messenger RNA from Clarias gariepinus (North African catfish), 2499 nucleotides. Its product is annotated as transcription termination factor 1b, mitochondrial. Gene Ontology annotation, molecular function: double-stranded DNA binding. The transcript has 2 exons. Gene Ontology annotation, biological process: regulation of DNA-templated transcription; termination of mitochondrial transcription. Lineage: Eukaryota; Metazoa; Chordata; Actinopteri; Siluriformes; Clariidae. Gene Ontology annotation, cellular component: mitochondrial matrix. The record is from RefSeq and is a predicted model, not a curated record. Bases 379 to 1536 code for a protein of 385 amino acids.